This is a messenger RNA of Copidosoma floridanum, 366 nucleotides long. Its product is annotated as vascular endothelial growth factor receptor 1. NCBI's taxonomy places the organism in Eukaryota, Metazoa, Arthropoda, Insecta, Hymenoptera, Encyrtidae. Gene Ontology annotation, biological process: positive regulation of kinase activity; protein phosphorylation; cell surface receptor protein tyrosine kinase signaling pathway. The record is from RefSeq and is a predicted model, not a curated record. Gene Ontology annotation, cellular component: plasma membrane; signaling receptor complex. Gene Ontology annotation, molecular function: ATP binding; transmembrane receptor protein tyrosine kinase activity.
AUGUUGGAUGUGUGGUCAUUUGGUGUAGUUCUAUGGGAACUUUUCACCCUUGCAGACGUACCUUAUUCAGAUACAGAGUUCGAGGAGAUGUAUCAGAAAUUAAUUAAGGAGUACAGAUUAGAGCAGCCCAUUUAUGCUAGCAAAGACAUUUACGACAUUAUGCUACAUUGCUGGGAGGAAGAGCCGAUUUUGAGACCAUCUUUCACAAUGGAAGGCCAGCUUAAAACAAAAGAAGAUAACUUACCCACCACGUCAUUACCAGAUGAUAUAACGUUUCCAUUAAUCCGGCAAAACUACGUAAACACCUUACCUCAAACCGUAAUGCCAUUCUACGAAAACGUGCACAAUCACGUCGUGUCACUGUAA